Exophiala aquamarina CBS 119918 is the source of this 3861-nucleotide messenger RNA. RefSeq lists its product as uncharacterized. The record is from RefSeq and is a predicted model, not a curated record. The transcript has 5 exons. Gene Ontology annotation, cellular component: exosome (RNase complex); nucleus. NCBI's taxonomy places the organism in Eukaryota, Fungi, Ascomycota, Eurotiomycetes, Chaetothyriales, Herpotrichiellaceae. Bases 1 to 3861 code for a protein of 1286 amino acids.
AUGGCGCACCCAUACUCUUCGACUCCAGCCUACAGCGCCACUCCAUCGUACGCUGGUCAGCAGUCGUUCUAUCCUCCAUACCAACCCAAUCCCUUCCAACAGUCAAUUCAAGCUCCUGGUCUCCCGCAACCUCAUCACCCUCCAACUCAGGCGAUGGCUACGUACCAGCCCUCUCCUUCCACUAAUAGCGCUAAGUUCGAUGCAAAUUCCCAAGUUCGCCCACCUGCUCCUCCGUUUCCAUUUCCCCCAAACACCUUUACUCCAGAUAUCUUCAAGCAAUUUGCAAGUGCAGGAUUGCCGCCGCCGCCUCCACCUUCGAUGCCUCCUCUACCUCUUCCCAACUCUGGGUAUUCGCAUUUUUCUGCUUCUUUGAAUACUUCGAGUUCAUCGCCAUAUCCCCAGCACGGCGCAAGUGGGGCCAAUGGGUUUGGCUCCGGAUUCUAUGCAAAUGAACAAUCCCAGCCGAGCCAGCAAGAGUCGUACACACCCUUGUAUCAGGGACCAAGAAGUAUGGGUGACUACCGUGCGGCGGUCAAUUCCGAAUCUCAGUCAUAUUCAGCGCCACGUGCCGCGCACGGUGGAGGUCAACAGCCAUCCUCUGCUGUGAACCGGGGUGCUGACCGCGAGCAAGACCAAAUUCUUCCAUCUUUUGGCUCGAGAUCAGACAUCGAUUUGUUGUUCGCUACUGCCCAGAAACAAGGCAACAGUUAUAGUCAGGACUCUGAUACAAGUCUGCAACCACAACAAUCAGCCGCGAUGGAUGGGAAUGCCUCUCCAUAUGAUCCUACUCGGCCAGCAGUACUUCCAUCGACCAUGUCGUCUGGAUUUAGACCGUCGAGAGCGAAGGAUUCCGCGUCCUUUGAGAGAAAAUACGACACAAGCUCUCUAGCUGAACUGAGGCAAGCCGCUAAGGGGGCCCUGCUAUCGCUUGUACCCCAUAAGAUUCUGUACGCUGAUCUUAUCAAUGAAGGCAUUGAUUCAACUAUUUUGCAACAUCUGUAUGGAGAGUUGGGCCUCAACUUCGAAAUGCAAGUGGUGGAGAAGGAGCCAUUUGAACAGUCUCGAGUCGAAGCUCCUUCUGAUGUUACAGCAUCGAAUCUGCAACCGAGUGGCCUCAUGGCAGAUCCAUCUGCACCUCGAGGGCCUCCCUCCCCUGCACAAAUCGUGCCAGAAGAAUCCGGCUUAGGUCAGGUUGCACCUGCACCUACUGAAGUUGGAGCUUCUCCAGCAAUAAGAGAACUUGGAAAGAAAAAUGCCGCUGCUAGUCCCAGCCUGGAGCGAAAAGACCGUAUAGCCCAACUACUUGCCGCUAAGACUGGCCGUGUAACUGCAGGUUCCCCAUUGACACCCUCUCCGUCUGUUAAAGAACAGUUGGGAGCCAACUCAACAACCCGGCUUGCUGACGUAAAUCUUGAUGGCACAUCUUUCUCAAGGUGCGAGUCAACAGAAAGUCUGGCAAAUUCUACCUCCAAUCAACAAAGUCAGACAGUACAAAAACCCAUUCAUAAUAUACAAGAUCCUCAGUCAACGAGAGUUACACAACAAGUUGGUGAGACUCUCGGCAGUCAAAUGCACCUAGCUGACAGUCAGUCUGCAUUUGCGUCUAUGAUCCCAGGAUUGUUUAUGACCUCAGCAGAACCUGCCACGGAUGAUGCUGUGCCAUUACGUGCUACCAAUCAGGAUCCAGACACCCAAUCGCAAAAUGCAUUGCCAACUAAUGCCUUACCUCUCAAACGUCAAUUCCAAGCGGAGUCCAAUACAGUGCCCGACUCUAAGCGGGCCAACUUGUCAUGGGAUUUACGAGGGAAAGAAAACGCCACCGAAGCCAACACGCCAGACGAUGCUUCAGAGGGUGAGAUCAUCGAGGACGCAGAUGAGGAGCCCAUGGCUGUGGAUAUUCCCAGAGAUGUCAAUGGCUCCGGUGGCCAUGGCUCUACCGAGCUGGACUCGUACGACCAGCAGGCGACCACCCAAUUGCAAGGCUAUUCUGUCAACGAAGAGGCCACGAGCAACUCGUAUCGUACCAAACAGUCAGGGAUCGAGGCCAUGCAUCGAAGUAUUUCUGAAAUGGAACAGCGCAAGCACGUAAGUCGAAGCAGCAGCCAAGAGAAUCCCCAAGACAUCACAGCUCCUUCUCUAGCGCCAUCCCAGGAAUCUAUUAUUUCUCGGUACUCCCCUACACGAGUCGGCUUGGACCAGAGCAGGACAAGCACUCCGUCGGGCUUACCACAGAAACCUAUAGCGGCUGCAAAAGCGGUCUCAAAAUUAACACCGGCACAACUCGCUGAACGCACAGCCGCUUUGAAAGCCGAAGUCCUGAGACAGCGUGCGCGCCGCCAACAAGUGCUCCAAGAAGAGCUGCCUACCCUCAACACCGAAGUUCAGAAAAUGGAAACUCGCCUUCAACAGGCACGUGUUGAACUCCGCCGCGCACAAGAAGAUGUUGCACGAUGCCAAGUUGAACUAUCUCAGGCGAAAAGAGCUGAAAGCAAAAUCAUCCAAGAAGUACAGCAUCUCGAGAAACAGGUACAAGACGGGCAUUCGGGCCAAAAGCAAUAUUCAGAUGAGCUCCACCGGAUUCAGCGAGAGAAAAUGGAGGAAGGCCAAAAUCGUAAUAACAACCCUAGUGUGAAACAGCCAGCACAGACGCAAACUAGCACCAACGCGGUCGCUCUUGAGGAAGUUAACGCGGACGGUCCAGCAAAUACUGGACCUCCACGAGAUCUAGCCUCACCUACAAGCAUCAACAAUCGGAUGGAAGGGACUUUGGGAAGGGAAAGUGUGCCACCACCACAAAUACACGCGGAUACGCCCGAGAUGGCCUUUGAUGACGGAAACGAAGAUAUACCUCAGACCGACGAGAUGGAGAUAUCACCUGAGCCUGAAUCAGAACACAUGAUGAUUUCGACGACAUAUCCUACAGCCGAUGAAGCCAACAUGAUCCGACAAUCCACCGAGGAUCCUUCCAUGGAUAUUGAUCAAGAUAGCGACGGAAGUGCAAGCAUGUCUGAUAGUGGAUCAGACCGCGAUGAUGAUGAUUACGAACCUGUCAAUGUCGAUGAUUCUCAGCCCAUGCUGCAAUCGGGCGAAGAGUCAGAUGAAUAUGACCCUGAAGAGGCCCCGGUUUCCGAAUUUACACCAGGCACAGGGCCAGAUGGUGAAGAACCUGAGGAUUACUACGAGCCAGCGGAAAGCAUAGGUGUGCUAGACUCCGCUGUUUCUAGCACGCCAAGCCACGACACUGACUUUAUUCAUGAUUCUCCUCAGUCAGCACCCAAUCUGGACAAUAUGCCUGUCAAUAAUGUGCUCAAUGGGGCGGAGCCCAUUUCACUCAUUUCCACAAGUGAUCGACGGGACGGUGUAGGACAAAUCCUUCAAUUGGCGGGAGGUGACGCACGAAACAGCAAUACAUCUACGCCAACCCCUCUCCUGGAUGGCAGAUCGCCGACCAAUCCGCAUUUCGUCCCUUACAAAACGCCAUUGAGCUCAUUCAAGACCUUCCGUUUCCACCAAGCCUUCGACGACACAGUCAAGACGGGAUAUCGAUCCUUGACGUACAGCAACAAUAUCGAUCCUUCAAGACCACUUUGCCCUACUGAGCUCUCUGGCGAGCCUUGUACAGAUCCAAGCUGUGAGGAGCAACAUUUCCGCCAGCUUGGCCUUUCCGAUGACAAGAUUCUUGUUCAGAUGAGCUCAGCUAGUGAUAUAAAAGACAAGGUACAGCGCGACCAGUACCUGGUGGGUUUGAAACAGGUAAUUGCAGAUUUGCGACAAAAAGAAGUCAAAGAGUUCGAGAACGUGGCACAAGCUCUGUCCGCGUACCGGCGACAUUUUUUUGCAGGAAAGAACGAGGUAUCGUAG